GAUAUUUUGUCACAUUACAACCAUAAACAAGCAUCUUUAAUUAGAAUUUUAGUUGAAAAACAAAAUGCUUGUUUUUCGAUUGUGAAGUACAUAGAGGGUGAAGCACACUAUGAUAUGGCGUGAACUACACUCCAUACCAACAGGCGGCGGUAAUGCUUUUUUUUAACGCUUUUUCCCCAACAGCCAAUAAAAAAAAUUACGAAGAGGAACAACAACAACAGCAGCAGCAGCAACAACAACAUGGAGCAGACAGUUGACAAGCUUGAGAGUAUGUUUUUGAAGUCAGAGGCAGACCUGGAGUACAUUGAAAGGCGACUGAAGCUGGAUUUCAUCAAUGGUGCUUCAGAGAGUGAAAAUGUGACUGGAAUCCUGGAAAAUUUGAAGUCCAUCAAGGCCAAACACUCUCUACUCAGGUGUCAGGUCAGCCAGAUCACAGAUGCUCAAAAAGGGUCCAUGGAGUUAAUCAAAAGCAGACUCGGCGCGGCCAUGGAACUGAUCAAACAUUGCCAGCAAGCUUCCCAUUUGGAGGUUGAGUCACUGGCAGAAUCAGAGCAGGAGUCAGCCAUCUUCCUGGAUUCAACCAUUAGUUCAAUCACAGUUGAACUUAAGAGUUAGUCACACGGAGUCCAAGAAUCUACAUCGCCAAGUGAAACGAAAGCCACGGAGAAGUGAAAAGAUUCAGCUGGAGAGAAUCGGAGAGCAGUAACCUCCACAUGAACUAUUAAUUAUAUUGGUUCAUGAUUUAUAUGCAUAUUAAAAGUUGAAUUAAAGUA
This is a messenger RNA of Gambusia affinis (western mosquitofish), 773 nucleotides long. It is a transcript of the gene ska2, whose product is annotated as spindle and kinetochore associated complex subunit 2. Gene Ontology annotation, cellular component: outer kinetochore; spindle microtubule. The transcript has 5 exons. NCBI's taxonomy places the organism in Eukaryota, Metazoa, Chordata, Actinopteri, Cyprinodontiformes, Poeciliidae. Gene Ontology annotation, molecular function: microtubule binding. The record is from RefSeq and is a predicted model, not a curated record. Gene Ontology annotation, biological process: mitotic cell cycle; chromosome segregation; cell division. Bases 241 to 615 code for a protein of 124 amino acids.